AUGUGUUCGCGAAGCCAUUUUGCAGGGUUAACAGAGAAGGACGAGCUUGCACGCGUCGCCGCUGCCGUGCUUCGACAUCUACACAAUUUGAAGGCAAAAGAUAUAGUAAGCAUACUAGGCAGUCUCUCAAAGGCACGCUAUCGUAACUUUCAACUCUUCUCUGCUCUGGUUGAGCGACUCGAAAAACUGACACCUUUGCCACUCAACGAGGCACGCUCGGUUUUGAGCUUUUGCUGCCGGAUACAUUUUACGAAUACACUCUUAGUGAAGCGUUGCGCUGAAGUGAUCAGUGCAAAUCUCGACACACUGCGACCGUCCGAUGUUUGCGAUGUACUGCACUCCUUAACAAAGCUACGACACUGCGAUGCUACACUAGUGAACAGUCUGGUCUCGAAGGGGAUUGAAACUCUGGGGACCCUUGACGACCUCGCGCUAGUCAACUUUGCAACAGGCUGUGCCAAGGCGACCGUAAAAGCAGAAACGGUGGCUGUGGUAUGUCAGGAACUGCAAUCGCGAGCCGGUGUAAUUGGACCACUCGAAGCUCUCAGGUCGCUGCUCGUAUUGGCUCGCUUUCAAUCUCACCCCAACGCUAAGCCUGCAGCCACUUCGAUAGUCAAACGACUCAACUGUUCGAGGUUGUCAUUACUGCAACUGACGUUGGCGCUUGAGGCGGUGCUCUCUCUCGGUUGUGAAGGUGUGGAACGCGUCCAAGAGGCAUUGGAAACCAAACGUGAUGCAUAUCCUAGAGUGCCACCAGAGGUCAGUUAUUCAUAA
Babesia sp. Xinjiang is the source of this 774-nucleotide messenger RNA. RefSeq lists its product as uncharacterized. Bases 1 to 774 code for a protein of 257 amino acids. The transcript is spliced from 2 exons. The record is from RefSeq and is a predicted model, not a curated record. Lineage: Eukaryota; Apicomplexa; Aconoidasida; Piroplasmida; Babesiidae.